AUGCAAGAAAUUAAUGAGUAUGAGCGUCAAAGGGAAUUAAAUAUUAAGAGAAAUAAAGAACUUUUAAAAGAACUUAAAUUAGAUAGUAUUUUCAAAAAAGAGCCAAACAAUCAAGUAAAUCUAGCAAAAACUAGAAAUUUAGAGAAAAAAAACACAAAAAGAAAAGAUUAUAGUAAUCUUCCUAGAAGAAACUCAUCAAGACUUCUCGGGAUAUCAGCAGAAUCAGAAAAUUUUAAAAGAAAACAAGAAGCAGAUGUGAAAAAUAUAAUAGAACAAAAAAAACGUCUACGUGUGCCAGGAGACUUAAAAUUAAGUGAAAUCAUUGAAGAUUCAUAUGAUUGGGAUGUUGCGAAGAAGGUUAUUAGGAAUGCAGUAUCAUAUACGGGGGAAUCUAUUGAAAAAAAAGAAUCAGAAGAGUUUUUAGAUAAAGAUGUUUUUAAACUAAAACAAAAGAUGGAAUCUCUUGAAUUAUAUAAGAGAUGGGAUCCAUUUUACUUGAAAAUAGUUCCAGAGAGAAUAUCAUGUAUUAUUGUUCAUCCUAGCACAACAAAAAAAAUUGUAUUUGCGGGAGAUAAAAUUGGCAAUAUGGGUAUUUGGGAUAUGGAUGGAUCCAAGACACAUAGAAUCAAAAAUGAAGAUGAAAAUAGUGAAUUAGAAGAACCAUUAAUUCAUCACUAUAGACUGCAUUCUGGAUUAAUUUCAACAUUUAAAUUUAAUCCAUUUUCUACAAAUACACUUUACUCUUCUUCAUAUGAUGGUACAGUUCGCGCUGUACAUUUGGAGAAAGAAUUAUCUACAGAAAUAUACGUUUCUGAUGGAGGCAAUUCAAAUAAUCCAUCUUCGAUUUCAGCAUUAGUUGUACAUCCUAAAGGAGAUAGAAUAUAUCUUACGACAAUUGAUGGUCGAUUUGUAAUGAAAGACAUCCGCUCCCGAGGUGCAUCAACUUAUCAACUACAUGAUAAAAAAAUUGGGGGAUUGUCUAUUCAUCCAUGUGCUCCAUAUCUUAUUUGCACAUCAUCUUUAGAUCGUACAAUGAAAAUAUGGGACCUUCGUAUGAUUAGUAAUUCUAGGCCAAUAUCACAUAUAGGUACAUAUAUAUCACGUUUAAGCAUAAGCUCUGCAUAUUGGAAUUCUGAAGGUUCGAUUGUUGCGACUAGUUAUGAUGAUACGAUUACUAUUUUUGAUAAUCCAAAUUAUAAAUUAUGGACAAAUGAUACUAAACUUAAUGAUAUGUCACCAAAUUGUACUAUUAAACAUAACAAUCAAUCAGGAAGAUGGGUGACAAUCUUACGCGCACAAUGGCAUGAAAAUCCAUCCACUUGCAUGCAAAAAUUCACAAUUGGAAAUAUGCAAAGACAUAUUGAUAUUUAUAGUAAUAGAGGAGUUUGUCUUGCUCGUUUGGGUGAUCCUAACAAAAUUACUGCUGUUCCUGCAGUAUGUCAAUUUCAUCCAACUCAAGAUUGGGUUGUGGGUGGAUCUGCUUCAGGAAAAAUUAUAGCUUACCUUCCUCCAGAAGAACAAUGUUUGUAA
Molecule: messenger RNA, 1530 nt
Organism: Pneumocystis murina B123
Lineage: Eukaryota; Fungi; Ascomycota; Pneumocystomycetes; Pneumocystales; Pneumocystaceae
Exons: 3
Coding region: 1-1530 (509 amino acids)
Biological process (GO): regulation of DNA damage checkpoint
Cellular component (GO): nucleus
Molecular function (GO): DNA binding; protein binding
Source: RefSeq, a predicted model, not a curated record